GUUCUAGGCGAGGUCUGCGCGGGCGGGGACGGCGACGGCGACAGACCCAGCAAGAGAGGGUGGGUCGGAGUGGGGAGCUGUGGGCGGCCGCCUAGUCUCCAGCCGCUGCCCUCCCUCCGCUACGAUGCCGGGGAUAGACAAGCUGCCCAUCGAGGAGACGCUGGAGGACAGCCCGCAGACAAGGUCUUUAUUGGGUGUAUUUGAAGAAGAUGCUACAGCUAUUUCCAACUAUAUGAACCAGUUGUAUCAAGCUAUGCAUCGGAUUUAUGAUGCACAGAAUGAGUUAAGUGCAGCAACACACCUGACUUCAAAACUUUUAAAAGAAUAUGAAAAACAGCGUUUUCCAUUGGGGGGUGAUGAUGAAGUUAUGAGCUCUACUUUGCAACAGUUUUCAAAGGUUAUAGAUGAGCUUAGCUCUUGCCAUGCAGUACUCUCAACGCAGCUUGCUGAUGCCAUGAUGUUCCCCAUUACCCAGUUUAAAGAAAGAGAUCUGAAAGAAAUAUUGACAUUAAAGGAAGUGUUUCAGAUUGCUAGUAAUGAUCAUGAUGCUGCAAUUAACAGAUAUAGCCGAUUGUCAAAAAAAAGGGAAAAUGACAAGGUGAAGUAUGAAGUAACAGAAGAUGUCUACACUUCCAGGAAAAAACAACACCAGACCAUGAUGCAUUAUUUUUGUGCAUUAAAUACUCUUCAGUACAAGAAGAAAAUAGCUUUGUUAGAACCUCUACUUGGGUACAUGCAAGCUCAGAUAAGUUUCUUUAAGAUGGGUUCUGAAAACCUCAAUGAACAACUGGAAGAAUUCUUAACUAAUAUUGGAACUAGUGUACAAAAUGUUCGCAGGGAAAUGGACAGUGAUAUAGAGACCAUGCAGCAGACAAUAGAGGAUUUGGAAGUAGCCAGUGACCCUUUAUAUGUGCCUGACCCAGAUCCCAUGAAAUUUCCUGUUAAUCGAAAUUUAACCCGAAAGGCCGGAUACCUUAAUGCUAGGAAUAAAACAGGCUUGGUAUCAUCUACCUGGGACAGACAGUUUUACUUCACUCAGGGUGGAAACUUAAUGAGUCAGGCCCGUGGGGAUGUAGCAGGAGGCUUGGCCAUGGACAUAGACAACUGUUCAGUCAUGGCUGUGGACUGUGAAGACAGGCGGUACUGUUUUCAGAUUACCUCUUUUGAUGGGAAAAAAUCUUCAAUUUUGCAAGCAGAGAGUAAAAAAGACCAUGAAGAGUGGAUCUGUACGAUAAACAAUAUAUCUAAACAAAUAUAUUUAAGUGAAAAUCCAGAGGAAAUUGCUGCACGAGUAAAUCAGUCCGCUUUGGAAGCUGUCACUCCUUCUCCAUCUUUCCAGCAGAGGCAUGAGAGCCUGCGGCCAGCAGGACAAUCUCGACCAUCAACAGCUCGAACCAGCAGUUCAGGAUCUUUAGGAUCUGAGUCCACAAAUUUAGCUGCUCUCUCUCUGGAUUCUCUUGUUGCCCCAGACACCCCCAUACAGUUUGACAUCAUUUCUCCCGUGUGUGAAGAUCAGUCUGGGCAGGCAAAAACUCCUGGCCAGGGAGGCAGGCGGACAAAUCCAUUUGGAGAAUCCGGAGGAGGUACAAAAUCUGAAACUGAAGAUUCUAUUCUUCAUCAGUUAUUUAUUGUACGAUUCCUUGGUUCUAUGGAGGUGAAAUCAGAUGACAAUCCAGAUGUUGUGUAUGAAACAAUGCGCCAAAUCUUAGCUGCCCGGGCCAUCCAUAACAUCUUUCGGAUGACAGAAUCACAUUUGUUAGUCACUUGUGAUUGUUUGAAGUUAAUUGAUCCACAGACACAAGUUACAAGGCUCAUGUUUCCAUUACCUAGUGUAGUUUUGUAUGCUACACACCAGGAAAAUAAGAGGCUUUUUGGAUUUGUUCUUCGGACAUCCGGAGGGAGAAGUGAAAGUAAUCUAUCAUCAAUCUGCUAUAUAUUUGAAUCAAACAAUGAGGGGGAAAAGAUUUGUGAUUCUGUUGGAUUGGCAAAACAAAUAGCUUUGCAUGCAGAACUGGAUCGUAGGGCAUCAGAAAAACAAAAAGAAAUAGAGAGAGUAAGAGAGAAGCAACAGAAAGAACUCAGUAAACAAAAACAAAUUGAAAAGGACUUAGAAGAACAAAGUCGGUUGAUAGCAGCUUCCAGUAGACCAAAUCAAGCCAAUAGUGAGGGGCAGUUUGUUGUCCUUAGCAGUAGCCAGUCAGAAGAGAGCGAUUUGGGAGAAGAAGGAAAGAAGAGAGAGUCAGAAGCAUAAACUUAUCCUUCCUUUUGGUUGAUAGUUCCCCCCUUCAGAUGUAUUGACAAUUUCUGUGGUGAAAUGACACAAGGUAACAACUAUGUUGAAAUAUCAAGGAGGAGAGUAAAGUUUAUAUUUGCUUAUUUUAACUGCAUUUUAAAAAAUAACAUUGAUGACAGGUUU
Messenger RNA from Artibeus jamaicensis (Jamaican fruit-eating bat), 2416 nucleotides. It is a transcript of the gene APPL1, whose product is annotated as adaptor protein, phosphotyrosine interacting with PH domain and leucine zipper 1. The record is from RefSeq and is a predicted model, not a curated record. Lineage: Eukaryota; Metazoa; Chordata; Mammalia; Chiroptera; Phyllostomidae. The coding region runs from base 125 to 2251 and encodes 708 amino acids. Gene Ontology annotation, biological process: signaling. The transcript has 22 exons. Gene Ontology annotation, cellular component: endosome membrane; cytoplasm. Gene Ontology annotation, molecular function: identical protein binding.